ACUCACAUUCACACCACAUUGUAAAAAAAAAAAAAAACAAAAGUGGGUUGGGUACUACAAACAAUACCGUGAUUAUCAUUCAUCAUUCAUUAUUCAUUCUGGGCGCAGGAACAAAACAGAAUCAGUGAAUAGUGAAGAGUGUGGAAUUGGAUCAGAUCCGUUAUAGAGAGAUGUCACGGGGGAGAUCUGAUUCGGGAGGGUGGUUGAGGGGCUGUUUGGUGGUGUUUGCAGUGGUCUCAGCGUUGGGUGUGUGUGGGCCUGCUCUCUAUUGGCGAUUCAAAAACGCAAUCACUCUUCGCAAUUCCCACAGCAGCAAACUCUCUUGCCCUCCCUGCCUCUGUGAUUGCCCUCCCCCUCUCUCGCUCUUCCAACUCGCUCCUGGGUUGGCCAAUCUCUCUGUCUCAGAUUGUGGAAGUAAUGACCCGGAUCUGAAGGAGGAGAUGGAGAAGCAGUUUGUGGACCUUCUCAGUGAGGAGUUGAAGUUGCAAGAGUCUGUUACUGAAGCAAACACCCGGCACAUGAACAUAACUUUGGCUGAAGCAAAAAGAGUGGCUUCUCAGUACCAGAGAGAGGCAGAUAAAUGCAUUGCUGCAACUGAAACAUGCGAGCAGGCAAGAGAACGUGCUCAGGCCAUACUUACCAAGGAGAAAAAGAUGACUUUGGUGUGGGAGAAACGAGCUCGUCAAAUGGGUUGGGAAGGAGAAUAACUGCAUAAGUUUUGUUAUUUAUAUUCUUUAUGGCUAUAAUCAUGAUCGUGGUUUUAUACAAGUAUACAAGCAAAAUGCUUGAGUUGUCAAAUUUAGGUUAAAGUUGAUAUCCUUACUGUCUAACUGUAUCCCUUAUAUGCUAGUAUCAAACAAUUUUUACAUCUUAUGAUACCAAUGCAUACGCUUGCACCAUUAGUCUGUUAUCACGGCUCAGUCUCAUGGGCGCUUAAAACCCAUGUUCAUGGACUUGAUUAUAUUUAUACACUAUAUUUAGCUCUGUUUUCAAA
This is a messenger RNA of Glycine soja, 994 nucleotides long. RefSeq lists its product as uncharacterized. The transcript is spliced from 3 exons. The record is from RefSeq and is a predicted model, not a curated record. NCBI's taxonomy places the organism in Eukaryota, Viridiplantae, Streptophyta, Magnoliopsida, Fabales, Fabaceae. The coding region runs from base 171 to 707 and encodes 178 amino acids.